AUGCACCUGAUUGCAUCUGCUUUCAAUGGCGGCCCUCCCCUAGAGCGGAGUCCAGGGCUUAUAGGCCCUGCCCUGCAGGCCGCUCAUGCAUUGUCCAUCCCAGUUCGAAUGGGCAUCAACUUCGUCGCGAGGAGCCAGGCACUCUCCUGGAGCGUGCAGCACUCUUUGUCAAAUCUCGAGUGCGCUAUCUUUCUAAGCAAGUGGCUAGAACAGCUAGCAAUCACCUCGACAGCGCAACCACUGGACAAGGAUGAGUUGCGCUUGGUCCAGAUGAUCCAAGGUUUGCUUUCAGAAACCGGAUUAUUUGGAGAUGAUUGGAUAGGGGCGAUUGGCAUUACCAACAUGUCAGAUCAAAAAUACCAGAUCCGACGACUUGCAACGGCCGUAGCCAGGAUGUGGGCAGAAAUAUUCAAAGGGAACCAUGUUUUUGAGGUGGUCAACAUCAUUGGGGCUAGCCUUACUAUCUAUGCCGAGUCAAUGGAGAGCGCGUACACUCCAUCGAAUGUAGCAUAA
This is a messenger RNA of Exophiala dermatitidis NIH/UT8656, 513 nucleotides long. RefSeq lists its product as uncharacterized. The record is from RefSeq and is a predicted model, not a curated record. The coding region runs from base 1 to 513 and encodes 170 amino acids. Lineage: Eukaryota; Fungi; Ascomycota; Eurotiomycetes; Chaetothyriales; Herpotrichiellaceae. The transcript has a single exon.